This is a messenger RNA of Sycon ciliatum, 2706 nucleotides long. Its product is annotated as SPRY domain-containing protein 3-like. Lineage: Eukaryota; Metazoa; Porifera; Calcarea; Leucosolenida; Sycettidae. The transcript is spliced from 3 exons. Gene Ontology annotation, molecular function: protein binding. The record is from RefSeq and is a predicted model, not a curated record. Bases 248 to 1729 code for a protein of 493 amino acids.
GAAUUUUAUUUGAAGUGUGGAAUACUAACUUUGGGGAGUUGUGUGCUAGUGGCGGCGAGAGUACGUGCAGCUCGAGGGACUCGUCCCGUCCGCCUUACAACCUCCUUCAUGCUCGUGGCUUUCUUGCAAUGGAGCUGAAAGUCGGUUGGGAUGCAGCGUUGUAAACGGAGAUGCUGUACGUCUGCGCCGGACUUGCUGUGAGCGACUGAAAAAUAAAUUAUACCAACAUUGGGAGUUGCUGAAAAGCAUGGAGUAUUUCGACGACGACGAUGACGACGGAGGGGCGAACCCGUUCCCGCUCCGUCACCAGCAGGGCUAUCGUGGACGGGGUCGUGGUCGUGGCGGCCGCGGCGUUGGGGUGUUUCGUCGCCGUGACCAGGACAAGGACCACAACGACGGCGACAAGCGCCACGCCGGGCUGCAACUUGAGGACGACGCCAUGGUCCUUUCCUAUAGUAAGCGCUUCGCGGGCGAUCCGGGAUCCGUGAUCUACCUGUCGCACAAGAUCAGCCCGGAGUUCAACUACUUUGAGAUUGAAAUCAUCAGCUGGGGUAUGGAGGGGCGUAUUGGACUAGGUCUCGCCCACAGUGACUACCCGCUGGGCAACAUGCCUGGAUGGCGGCAGGGCAGCAUCGGCUAUCACGCGGACGACGGCCGUCUGUUCCACGAGAACGGGCACGGCAGCCAGUUCGGGCCCAAGUGCGCGGUGGGCGAUCGCAUGGGCUGCGGCGUGGAGUUCCCUGGCGCUGGCGGCGGUGCCGGUAUCGGUGGUGAAGCGGCCAGGGACGAGGAGAGCGACGACAACGAGGAUGAUGAUGACGACGACGACUCCGACGACGACGGCGGUCGCGGCCUGUAUGCGAAGCGGCGGUACGGCUCGUCCGUCACUGUCUACUUCACGCGCAACGGCGAGCGUGUGGGCCGCUCCGUGUCCAUGCAGCAGCGCAGCAACGGGGGCCUGUUCCCGGCGGUGGCCCUGCACAGCGAGGGCGAGAAGGUGCGCGUCGAUCUUGAGGUGGCGUCGGCGAACCCGGACGCGCGCGAGGUCAAGAUGCGCGUCAUCAAGUGCGCGCCGGUGGCAGCGCUGGGGGCAGGCUUCCUGGCGGGAGUGCCCGAAGACGUGCCCGUCUGGAAUCGUCUCUACAACGUUGAGCAAGUCGGCAAUUGUCUUCACUAUACAUCGUUGAGCAAUUCGGGCCUUGCGCAGUGCGAACAGCCCAUGAGUCUUCGCCAUCCCUAUUUUGAACUGGAGAUCGUGAAUAGCGGCGAGAAUGGAUACGUGGCGAUCGGAGUAGCACACUCCAAGUACCCUUUUGGCCAACAUCCUGGGUGGAAGAAAUUCAGCGUGGCAUAUCAUGCUGAUGAUGGUAAACUGUUCAAUGGAAGAGGCGAUGGGGAGCAAUUCGGGCCUGCCUGCAAGCAAGGAGAUCGAAUGGGGUGUGGCAUCUACUUUCGUCCCGGCGAAAAGGGAAUCGCUGGGAGCUGGGAUCCGCCAAGCUCAUCAGAUGACUCGGAAGAUGACGAUGAGAACAGUGGCUCUAUUGGCGAUAGCUCGUCGUCUGAAGAGGAAUGUACGGAGGACCGGCGUGUGUAUGUGUACUUUACGCACAAUGGCAAGAAGAUUGGCGGCUGUGCAAGCGUUGUGCCCGCAGGAGGCUACUUCCCAACGGUUGGUCUGAUGAGCUCCGGCGAGGUCGUGAAGACGUUUGUUAGGGCGAUUACCGGUUAGUCGCACGUGUGUGUGUGUGCGUGUGUGCGUGCGCGUGUGUGUGAGCGGUGUGUGUGUGUGUGUGUGUGUGUGUGUGUGUGUGUGUGUGUGUGUGUGUGCAACAUUCUUUCUGGCAAAGAAAUGAUGCUUGUGAAGCUGUGAGCGAGUUUGGACCAUGUCACUCCCCCUCCCACCACCUCUCUCCAUGUAUUCAGAUUAGCUAUCCAUUGAAAUAAUAAUUAUCAUUUUUAUUACCAACUUGCCCAGCAUGUGCGCUGUUAACUUGUGCAUCCUACCCAUGGAGUCGUGCAGUCCGCGUGCUUGUGAAUUGCCCAUAACCUAUCUCCUGCUGCGUAUAGUUCUCCGAUUUGGCUGUCUUUUUUGACGAAAGGCAGCAUUGGUGGCAAUGGUGGUCAAGCAGAGUAGUGCAGACGUGCCUCCCCAUUACGCACAUCUCAUUCGUUGUCGCGAUGAUUGUGUGGUGUUUAGCUUGUCGCCAACUCUAUUUCCUUGAUACGGCGCGCCUCCUCUCCCCGACCAUGUCCCCAUGAGAAGUGUCUGCUCGCGGGCCUUUUUUACUUUUACUGGCAAGAAUCACCUUACUUUUACAUAAGUCAUAGCUGAAUGUAACUUGGCGCUGUUGAAGUUUCUGUCGCUAGCAGGUGACAGUUUUUGUUUGUUUGUCGCGACGCCGUUUCCGGUUUGCGCCCUGCCACCCUCCCCUCACCCCUUACCACCCCCCUAGUCUUUGCGUUGUGUUGAGAAUAUCCCGGCAAAGCGUCCCAUUGUGUCUGCCCCAUGUACAGAUUGUUGCUGUUGCUGUUGUUGCUGUUGUUGUUUUUAUUAUUGAAUCUAAUUUCCCCCCCCCCCUUUUGUACAAAUUUUCAUCUAUAUUUGGAUAUAAGCUUUUUAAAAGCGCUCUUGCAGUGCAGUUGCAGUAUGCUCAUGUUAUUUGCUGCAGCUCAAGAUUUUUUGAUGAACAUAUUCGUAGCAGCGUG